AUGGGGUGUAUCCAACUAUAUCUCGAUGUACCUACACAAGCAGCAACGGAUCGUCCCUUCUUCCCCCUCCUCGUCGAGGCUGUCAUUUUCGGGCCCGAGCAUCUGCUAGCGGCGUCACGGACAUCUUCCGCCCGGAGGCAAAAAGACCCUGGGGAAAAAGAAUGGGCUCCAAUACCCCGGCCCUUGAACUCUGGAGGCAAGGCUGUCAUCAUGCGAUGGGGGGGACACCAGGUUGGGGCUACGGAGGAGCGGAGAGGAACGAAGACGAUUGGUGGCAUGGGGCUUUGGGAACGACAGGAUGUACAAGAUACUCGCUGUACGAGUGCGAAGAGGAAGAUGAGCGAUGAAGAGUACCAAGUUGCACGGAUGGCCAUCUUAUACACAUACAACUACUACAUGCACAUGGUCAGCGCGAAAACGGCUAAUAUGCCGGGAGCAGAUAAUACAGGACGUGUCCUGGUAGUACUAAAUGCAACCCCUGGACGCCCGUCCGGUGCUGUGAACCAGCAGACAAAGCGCAAUUGGCUUGACAGAAACCGCCCCAAUGCUGAUCCCAACACAAGGGAGAUCCCUGCUAGCGCUGGAGCUGCUCCUCUGGGGGGAGGGAUCCAGUUGGGUCUAGAGCCCGAGAGCAUGAGAAGGGCAUGGCUGGAUUGUCGUUUACUGUCCUGGGGAGGGCCAAGAGGUGCCGGUGAUUUCCUCUGGCUUUGUCUACCUACUCCGUCCAGUCCAGCUUUCCAGGAGGCAAAUCAGACGCUCAGUGUUUGUCUUACCACUUCGUACAACAGCAAUAUGAACUGCCCGCCUCAGACUACUACUGCUAUUGCUGCUCAGCUACAGGAGGAGAUGCCCCGGGCGCUGCAUCGCUGUUCGGCCUGGCCACCGUCUCUGCCCACCACCACUCUACUGGUACUUGUGCUCGUGUUACUACACGAGACGAAGUUGGUACAGUAG
Molecule: messenger RNA, 954 nt
Organism: Trichoderma reesei QM6a
Lineage: Eukaryota; Fungi; Ascomycota; Sordariomycetes; Hypocreales; Hypocreaceae
Exons: 8
Coding region: 1-954 (317 amino acids)
Source: RefSeq, a predicted model, not a curated record